Molecule: messenger RNA, 1874 nt
Organism: Bufo gargarizans (Asiatic toad)
Lineage: Eukaryota; Metazoa; Chordata; Amphibia; Anura; Bufonidae
Product: cytochrome P450 2J6-like
Exons: 9
Coding region: 249-1511 (420 amino acids)
Biological process (GO): xenobiotic metabolic process
Cellular component (GO): cytoplasm; intracellular membrane-bounded organelle
Molecular function (GO): iron ion binding; heme binding; oxidoreductase activity, acting on paired donors, with incorporation or reduction of molecular oxygen, reduced flavin or flavoprotein as one donor, and incorporation of one atom of oxygen
Source: RefSeq, a predicted model, not a curated record
UCCCUUCGCACAUUGGAAUUAUUGACCAUACUUUCAGCAUAUGGGCAACAUCUGCUCCCCACAUGACCAGUUGACAUGAUGCAAGGGGAGCAGUGGCCAAUCAUUGGCUGCAGCAGUGUCAAACCAGAAGUUUACAUGGAGGGACCAGAGACAAGUAUCAGAGGCCAAGAGUGAACAAGCCAGGACCCAGCAAUGGGGAUCAGUUUUCAGAUGUACAUGGUCCAGUGUACAGCAUCUAUCUAGGAUUUAUGCCAGCUGUCGUUGUCCGAGGACUUAAAGACCUCAAAGAAGUUCUUGUGACUAGGGGUGUUGAGUUUGCAGACAGGCCUCAGAACAGGCUUUCAGAACUCAUCUCAGGGAGAAAAGGACUGGUUGUUGCCCCGUAUGGACGGAGAUGGAAGGAGCACAGACGCUUUACCCUAUCUACUCUAAGAAACUUUGGCCUAGGCAAAAGGUCUAUGGAGGAGCGAAUUUGUGAGGAGAGUGCACACCUAAUUGAAGAACUUAAAAAAAAUAAAGAUUCUUUAUAUGAUCCACACUAUGUACUUGAAAAUGCUGCGUCUAACAUAAUUUGUUCCAUUGUGUUUGGGAGACGCUAUGAGUAUGAUGAUUUAACAUUUCAAAAUAUUCUUAAUCUUUUGCGUGAAAACACGAAAAUGGCAACUCAAUUGUGGGCUCAGCUCUACAAUGCAUUUGGAUUCAUCAGACAUCUUCCCUUACCGCAUCAGAAGAUUUUAAGAAAUGUAAAAACUAUUUUUGAGUAUCUCAGGAAGGAUUUAGAAGAGCACAAGAGAACCAGGGUGCCUGAGCAACCCAGAGACUACAUAGACUGCUAUUUAGAUGAAAUGGACAAGGAGCAAAGAGAUGAUAACAAGUCAACUUUUGAGGAGGAAAACCUGUUUUUAUGUGUAGUAGAUCUUUUUGUUGCUGGCACAGAGACCACAUCUGCCAGCUUAGAUUGGUGUCUUCUUUAUAUGAUGCUGUGUCCAGAUAUUCAAGAAAAAUGUAGGGAAGAAAUAGACAAGAUUCGAGGAAAGAGAGACCAUGUUGACUACGAGGACAGAGUGAACAUGCCAUACACACAGGCUGUUUUACAAGAAGUACAACGCUUCUCCUCAGUUGUUCCACUAGGAGUUGCUCACGCAACUAUAAAAGAUGUACAAUUAAAUGGCUUUACUAUCCCAAAAGGAACAACAAUUAUCACAGAUCUGACUUCAUUGCAUUAUGAUGAGAGUCAAUGGAAGUAUCCAUAUGAUUUUAAUCCUGAGAACUUUCUGGACAAGAAUGGAGAGCUUCAAAAAGUAGACUCCUUUCUACCAUUCUCAGCAGGGCCCCGAGUUUGUCUUGGGGAGAAUCUUGCACGUAUGGAAAUAUUUCUAUUUUUCACUAGUCUGCUGAGACACUUUGAAUUCCGCCUGCCAGACCUCAAGUCUCCUCCAGACGCCACACCAGUUUUUGGAAUUUCUCAGGUUCCUAAGCGGUUUAAGAUGUGGCUGGUGCAACGUGCAUAGAUUCAAUGAUCUGCAGAAAAACAAAAGCAAGGAAUUCAAAUAAAAAUCUUCAGCCUACAUGUGCAUGGACUUUUGCACAACUUAUAGAUAUUCAUUUAUAUAUUUCUAGGACAUAUGUGUGCAUAAUAUGUACUAUUUGUGAAUGAUUUUACUAAUGUAAAGUGUAUGUUUGUUUCCUUUUUUGUAAUUUUGCAAAAAUUUGCCUGAAAUUAGUAAAUAUACUUAAAAGCCAAUAAAAUAUUAGAUUUUGUUGAAUAUUGUUAUUUACAUAUAAGCUGAAGGGUAAAGUAUCGGGAUCAUAUAUGUUUUUCACUGUAUCAUCCAAUCAAAUCUAAGUAGUUUAUAUCUAUUGGGAUAUGCUUU